This is a messenger RNA of Lingula anatina, 2851 nucleotides long. RefSeq lists its product as uncharacterized. Gene Ontology annotation, molecular function: lipid binding. The record is from RefSeq and is a predicted model, not a curated record. NCBI's taxonomy places the organism in Eukaryota, Metazoa, Brachiopoda, Lingulata, Lingulida, Lingulidae.
GCAGUAGAUGGAGUCAAAAUCCUCAAGAUCUUGAAUCAGAAUAAGAUUUUUCCAUUGUGCCCAUCAAACAAAUGGACGCUUUGGGAUUACAUCUUAGGAACAAGAAUAUGGAGAAGAACUUUUCCCGAACUUCAUACAAAUGUCUUUGGUUGCUGUGGCUUGGUUAAGAAGUACCCAAAGAGCUACACGUCCACUUUACUUUCCUACCCGUGGGUGCCUUCUUGUCAACUACCCAAUACUCAGUCCCUGUUAGAUAUUCUCACCAACGUGAAUAAGUUAUGUGAAUGGGAUCCUACAGUCAGAAGUGUCAGCCAUGUUUCUGCAGAUAGUGGCUCUCACAGUUCCUCAGAUACCACACGCCAUGUGCAAUAUAGCUUCUUGCCAGUCAUUUGUGAUAUGAUAGAAGUAGAUAGGAAAAGUGCCCUGAAAUUUGUACUUAGGCUGCUCAAUAAUUUUUUUACAAAGUUCUUCCAUGUUGGACUUCCCUUACCAAUGCAAGUUUACCAAAGGCUUUACUUCCAAGAAGAAAAUGGCUGCUGCUGGCUUUUAGAGUCUGAAGUGAUGGGCUCAGAGUGGACAUUUUAUCUUGCUCAACCAGUGGAAGGUCUUGACAAGUCCCUUCUUACCAUUGUCUUUCACCCAAGUUCAAAUUGGUUAGGAAGUGCUCCUUCCACAGCCAAGGUGGUCAAAAGAUUAGGCUGCUUACGGGACUUCUUCCAGAUGAAACAUCUUCAGCCGAUUCCAAACAAAGUUUUCACUCUCCCAAACCUAGAAACAGUGCUUUCAGAAAAUGGCGAUAAUGCACAAUACCAAAGACAGCGAACUGCAUCUGGUAGCAGUAGCGGAAGCAUGAAAAGAAGGCGAGGAAAGGUUAAAAUGAGGUCACAUUCUGAGGUCGUUAAAGGCAGCCCCCACACUGCUGGUGCAGAUGCUGUACAUAGGCAAACCAGUGAAAUAUCUGCUAAGUCUGUGAUUUCUACUCAAAAACAUGCAGCUACUGAAGACUGUAUUGAUGAAGUGUUUGAUAAAGAUGUAGAUAAAGUAUCAGAGUCUACAAAAAUAUUUAAAAUUGGAACAGAGGAUGAUAGCCCCCAUACUAGUCACCAUGAUAACAGUGAAGAGGGAAAGAGAGAACUGGAAAUGUCUAAUGUUUUAACCUCUGAUUUGGAUUCAAGGGAAUACAUCAUACCCUCAUUGACAAAUGAUGAAACCGGUCUUAAAAAAGCUCAUGUUCUUGCAAACCAGACAGCAGCUGAGCUAUUUCAAGUGGCUAUGCAAGCAUCAAACAUAGAUGUGAAACAACCUGAAUUAGCUCAGGCAGAGAAAACAAAAGGAUGGAUAUUCCAAAGUGUUGAGAAAGAAGUUGUUGUGUUAAGAAAAGAUGUCAAUCUUGGCAUGAGGAGCUCUGUGCAGUGCUACCUGGGUAAAGGAUUGAUUAAACUUCCAGCAGCUAUCGUGUGGGAUGCAGUAAAGAAUCCCAGGACAAGGUUCACAUAUGAUGAGCUUCUCAAGAAACUAGACAUAAUUCAUGAUUUUGAGGAUGGUUUGAAAAUAAUACGACUGCAGCAUGAAAUUAGCUGGAUGUUCAGCACAGAAUAUCGUGAUUUCUGUCUAAUUCAUGGUGAGAGAAAGGAGCAGGAUAAGUACAUUCUGUCCAUGUUGUCCGUCAAUUGGCCUGGCUGCAAACCUCAGGAUGAAAACUGCAGGGGGACAUUUCUUGCUAGUGGUUGGAUAGUUGAGCCUGUGGCAAAGCAAAAUGGAAAGGAACAUUCUAUGGUUACCUACAUGGUCCAAAUGGAUGUCAAGAGCACACAUAGUGCACCAAUGGAUGAAAUCGUCACCAGACAGCCCACAAGUAUUGCAGCUCUACGAUCCUUCUUAGAAGAAACAGCCCUUGUUACCAUGAAAAUUAAAAGAACCAUAUGAAGGAAAUGUUGCAUUGAUGGUAUAAGAAAGAGACUGCUUUAAUUUUAAUUGUCCUUGUGAUUUUCUCAAGUGCAAUGUGUUUAUAAUUGAUUUUAGGCAGACAAUAAAAUGUUUGAAAUCACUUUGCAAUGCAUAAUUAUAUAGAAACAUAAGAAUGACUGGCAGCUAAAAAUAUGAAUUUUAUGGAACUAAAUAUUUUAGUUAUUCACCCAAAAAUUAGAUGGUUAGAUAUUUCAGAGGCAAUUGAUGUUCAACUUUUACUUCUUUUAUAUAAAGAAUACUCACAAUAUGACAUUGCAGGAGGUAGAAUAAGUUUUAUUUCAUUUAUUAAUGGAACAUUUUAAAUCUCUUUGUAAACUGUAACAAAUAUUGUCAAACUUCAGUCAUAAGGAUUCUGUAUGUUGUCUGCAUAUGAUAAUGAUGAAAUGACAUUGCUACAUGUAAUCAUCGUGAGUUUGUUGACUAAUAUCUAUUUUUUAUGACAUUUGUCUGUUUAGUUGAUUAGGAGCCUUGGUUAUUAAUGGCCAAUGCAAUGCCUUAACUAUUUGCAAGUGCUUGCUCAAAAUUAUUGCUUCCAGGCUAAGAACACCCUUUUCAGAUCUUUUAAUGCCAUUUAAGGGGAAGAUUUUCUAUGAAUUUUACAAUGUUAUCCUUAUCAUAAACUGGUUGCUGUGAAAAUAUUUUAAUUGAUUUAAACAUCAUAAUGCUGGUGCUUUUUAAUGUCUUCCUGUAUAGAUAUUCAGUAUGAUAAUACACAUUAAUAAUUUUAUACUUAUGCGUAGGUUUUAGUUUAGUUUGUUUGACAUUUGUAAAAACAAAAAGAUAUGGUUUCACUUAUUGUAGUAUGUGCCUGAAGAUGAUAUUGUAAUAGCACUUUGCAGUGUCACAUUAUGUAAAAUAAAAAUUAAAUAUAUGUCAUUUUAAA